CCGGACCAAACUGUGCGGUACGGUUUGGACCACGGUUUUUCUAACGGUCUGGUCUAUUUUCCCACCCCUACACGAUUGGAAAUUGUAUUAUAUUAUAUAGAAGAGCGCGUGAAUAGCACGUUACAUUGCGGACAAAGCGGCGGGUGCCAGGUUCGAUACAUAAUUAUUGUUUUAGCUUUUCCCCGUUUCCCUGUUCCCCGGUCCAUUCUGCCGCUUAGCAUCCUUUCUUCUUUCUCUUCUCCCCUCUCUUUUUCUAUAAAACAAAACACCAGCGCUGCUGCUCCGAAAAAUCCUUCCCACACGAAAAAAAAUCUCUCAAUAGCUAAGUAGCGACCAACUAGCCAAUUCCCAAUUAGAAUUGUUCUCCUCCCUCCACCCACCAAACAGCCUGUCCUUUGAACGACUUUUAGUCGGCGGAAGUUCAUCAUCAUGGGUUGCGAGAAGGAUCUCAACUUGGAGGCCACCGAGCUCCGAUUAGGCCUCCCCGGUUCCACGGCGAGCGCAGAACCACCCACCCCUUCCAAUAUUAGCAGCAAUAACAAAAGACAACUCGCUGACAUCAACCCAGAUUCUGGGUUCAGAUCCGCCGCCGUCAGUAGCUCUUCCUCCGGCGAUAAGAAGAGCGACCUGGAUCAGUCUGCUCCCCCUGCCAAAGCUCAAGUGGUUGGGUGGCCGCCGGUGAGAUCUUUCCGGCGAAACGUUCUCCAGCAACAGGCGAAGAAAACCGCAACCGAAACCGAAUCGGCCGGCGGGAACUACGUCAAGGUGAGCAUGGACGGGGCACCGUACCUGAGGAAGAUAGAUCUGAAGGUUUACAGUGGGUACCCGCAGCUGCUGAAGGCGCUGGAGGAGAUGUUCAAGUUCCGAUACAUAAACGGGUCGGAUUUCGUAGCGACUUACGAGGACAAAGAUGGGGACUGGAUGCUGGUGGGUGAUGUUCCGUGGACCAUGUUCGCCAAUUGCUGUAAAAGGCUCCGAAUCACGAAAGGGUCCGACGCUAGAGGGCUCACUAGCGGCGGCACCGGCGGACUCUGAGCAGGGGCGGAGAAAGAAAGAGCUCAGCCGAUGGUGGAUUUUUGGUUUAUGGCAUGCUAUUUUGAGUCGUGGGUGUAUUCUGGGAUCUGAAGUUUCAUUUUUAAGUAUGAAAUUGUACAAAAGGAAGAUUUAUGGAUGUAUGUAUGUAGAGCUUUCGUGGGUUCCGAUAGCACUAAUUUGCCGUUAAAUUGUUAUUGAUAUUAGAAUCAAUACCCCGACUACGCCGCAAGGAACUAAAGUAGUUGCAGCAUAAUUGUAUGGUGGCCAAUUCAGUAAUGACAAACUCAGGAUUAGGGGUGGGCAACGGGAAACGGGUAUUUGGGUAUACCCGUACCCGUCCCGUUUUUUUAAGAGUUACGGGUACCCAUAUUACCCGUAAUAUUUUAAACGGAUGGGACUUGGGAUUGUACAAUCCU
This is a messenger RNA of Linum tenue, 1451 nucleotides long. The record is from the annotation of a GenBank genome assembly. NCBI's taxonomy places the organism in Eukaryota, Viridiplantae, Streptophyta, Magnoliopsida, Malpighiales, Linaceae.